Messenger RNA from Drosophila serrata, 1783 nucleotides. RefSeq names its product Annexin B11 (gene AnxB11). NCBI's taxonomy places the organism in Eukaryota, Metazoa, Arthropoda, Insecta, Diptera, Drosophilidae. Gene Ontology annotation, cellular component: nucleus; cytoplasm; vesicle membrane. Gene Ontology annotation, molecular function: calcium ion binding; calcium-dependent phospholipid binding; phosphatidylserine binding. The record is from RefSeq and is a predicted model, not a curated record.
AUCAUAGUUGCUUUGGCUGUUGUGUCGUGUCACCUUGAACAUGGAACAAAAUUCAGAAACACUUGUAUUUGUUUUGUUAAGUUAAAUAUUUUGGUUCAAAUUCUAACUUUUUCUCCGUUGUAAAUUUUUCCAGUAGCUGAAUCUCAAACACAGGAAAACCCAAAGAGUAGAAUCUCCCUCAUAAUGUAUCCCUUCGGAACUCCAACUGUGUUGCCAGCGCAGGAUUUCAAUCCUGUCAAGGAUGCCCAAGACUUACGUAAGGCCAUGAAGGGCUUCGGCACAGACGAGAAUGCCCUGAUCAACAUCAUCUGCCGGCGGACGAACGAGCAGCGCCAGGAGAUCCAGCGCCAGUACAAGACGCACUUUGGCAAGGACCUCAUCGAGGAUAUCAAAUCGGAGACGAGCGGCAACUUUGAGAAGCUUCUCGUCGGCCUGCUCCGUUCCAUUGUGGACUUUUACUGCGCCGAGUUGAACGACGCUAUGGCUGGCAUUGGCACCGACGAGACGGUCCUCAUCGAGAUCCUGUGCACCCUGUCCAACAUGGAGAUCUAUACCAUCAAAAACCAGUACUUACGCUUGUACGGCGCUCACCUGGAGUCCGAGCUAAAAUCGGAGACCUCCGGCAACUUCAAGCGUCUCCUUACCUCGCUGUGCACGGCGGCGCGGGACGAGAGCGGACGCGUGGAUCCCAUUGCAGCCAAGGAUGAUGCCCGGGAGCUGCUCAAGGCCGGCGAGCUGCGUGUCGGCACCGACGAGAGCAUGUUCAACAUGAUCCUUUGUCAGAGAAACUAUCAGCAGCUGAAAAUGAUAUUCCAAGAGUACGAGAGCAUCACUGGGCACUCGCUGGAGAAGGCCAUCAAAAAGGAGUUCUCCGGUGACAUUAUGGAGGGAUUGAUUGCCAUCUACAAGUGUGUCACGAACAAGGCCGAGUACUUUGCCUCGCGACUGCACAAGUCCAUGGCCGGCAUCGGCACCAAUGACACUCAGCUGAUUCGUGUCAUCAUCACACGUUGCGAGAUUGAUAUGACAGAAAUCAAGGUGGCUUUCGAGCGUUUAUACGGCAAGUCCCUGAAGAGCUGGAUUAAGGGUGAUACUUCCGGCCAUUAUAAGCACGCUCUCUACGCCCUGGUGGGUGAACAGCGCUCAUCUUAAGAAUCUCCCCGUUUAUUUUAUUCAAAAGCAGAGCGAAGCACAGAAAUCAAUUAUUCGAAUAUGUACUCUUCUCGACCUUUUCUUGUAUUCUAUAAUUUACAUAUUCAUACACAUACGACACAUGCCGAGAUGGUGUAAGGACAACUAUUAAUGAUCGAAAUACACACACACCACACACUUCGUAGAAUCUAAGAGCUCACAGAUAAUACCUGAUUAUCGAACUUUGUCAAUUUUAGAACCUGAUCUGAUUAGGGUAAAAGCCUGCCCCUCUCCCCGUUAGAAUGUACAGGAGUAUGAUAUUGAUACUUUACAUCCACAAUCUAAAACCUAGUUCCCACACACCUACACACACACACACAUAUACAUGAAAUGUUGUAUUAAAAAAUCUAUUAUUCAUCUCAACUUGUGCCUCAAAUGUAACUCUAUUGCCUAACGCUAAAUAAGCAUUUAAACCAGCGAACAUACACCGAACUAUAUAUAUAUAUAAAUAUACUAUAUAUGUGUGCAUUUUGAAGCGACAAAGAUUUUAUACAAUUACAUAUACUAUACAUAAUGGUGUUUAUUAAACAAUUCAAACUUCUAGUUUGCUCUCAAUGAAAUAAAUUAUUACAUAUGUUGUUGUUCUCAGUAA